Messenger RNA from Mya arenaria, 1698 nucleotides. RefSeq names its product trichohyalin-like. The record is from RefSeq and is a predicted model, not a curated record. Lineage: Eukaryota; Metazoa; Mollusca; Bivalvia; Myida; Myidae. The transcript is spliced from 3 exons. The coding region runs from base 1 to 1698 and encodes 565 amino acids.
AUGGUGCUGAAAAAAAAGGGACAUGGUGUCCUGCAGAAAAGGGACAGGGUACCACAGGAACGGAACAAGGUGCCACCAGAAAGGGACAGGGUGCCACAGAAAAGGAUCAGGGUGCCGCAGGCAAGGGACAGGGCUCCGCGGGCAAGGGACAGGGUUCCACAGGAAAGGGUCAGGGUGCCGCAGGAACGGGACAGGGUGCCGCAGGAAAGGGACAGGGUGCUGCAGGAAAAGUACAGGGUUCCGCAGGAAAGGGACAGGGUAUCGCAGGAAAGGGACAGGGUGCCGCAUGAGAGGGACAGGGUUCCACAGGAAAGGGACAGUGUAUCGCAGGAAAGGGACAAGGUGCCGCAGGAAAGGGACAGGGUGCUGCAGGAAAGGUACAGGGUUCCGCAGGAAAGGGACAGGCUAUCGCAGGAAAGGGACAGGGUGCCGCAGGAGAGGAACAGGGUUCCGCAGGAAAGGGACAGGGGCUCCGCAGGAAAGGGUCAGGGUGCCGCAGGAAAGGGUCAAGGUGCCACAGGAAAGGGACAGGGUACCACAGGAACGGAACAGGGUGCCGCAGGAAAGGGUCAGGGUGAGGCAGGAAAGGGUCAGGGUGCCACAGGAAAGGGACAGGGGUGUCGCAGGAAAGGCUCAGGGUGCCGCAGGAAAGGGACAAGGUGCCGCAGGCAAGGGACAGGGUUCCGCAGGAAAUGGUCAGGUUGUCGCAGGAAAGGGUCACGGUUCCGCAGGAAAGGGACAAGGUGCCACAAGAAAGGGACAGGGUGCCGGGAAAGGGACAGGAUACCGCAGGAAAGGGACAGGGUGACGCAGGCAAGGGACAGGGUGACGCAGGAUAGGGACAGGGUGCCGCAGGAAAGGGACAGGGUGCCGCAGGAAAGGGACAGGGUGUCACAGGAAACAGACAGGAUACUACAGGAAAGGGAUAGGGUGCCGCAGGAAAGGGACAGGAUACCGCAGGAAAGGGACAGGGUGCCGCAGAAAAGGUUCAGGGUGCAGCAGGAAAGGGAGAGGGUGCCGCAGGAAAGGGAGAGGGUGCCGCAGGAAAGGGACAGGGUGUCACAGGAAACAGACAGGAUACUACAGGAAAGGGAUAGGGUGCCGCAGGAAAGGGACAGGAUACCGCAGGAAAGGGACAGGGUGCCGCAGAAAAGGUUCAGGGUGCAGCAGGAAAGGGAGAGGGUGCCGCAGGAAAGGGAGAGGGUGCCGCAGGAAAACUCGAUGCGACUGGACAGGGUGCCGCAGGAAAGGAUCAGGGUGCCGCAGGAAAAGGACAGGGUGCCGCAGGAAAAGGACAGGGUGCCGCAGGAAAGGGACAGGGUGCCACAGGAAAGGGAGAGGAUUUCGCAGGAAAGAGACAGUGUGCCGCAGAAAAGGGACAUAGUGCAGCAGGAAAGGGAGAGGGUGCCACAGGAAAGGGAGAGUGUGCCGCAGGAAAACUCGAUGCGACUGGACAGGGUGCCGCAGGAAAGGAUCAGGGUGCUGCAGGAAAAAGACAGGGUGCAGGAAAGGGACAGGGUGCCACAGGAAGGGACACGGGGCCGCAGGAAAGGGACAGGGUGCCGCAGGAAACUCGAUGCGACCUGGACAGGGUGCCGCAGGAAAGGAUCAGGGUGCCGCAGGAAAAGGACAGGGUGCCGCAGGAAAGGGACAGGAUGCCACAGGAAAGGGACAGGGUUCCGCAGGAAAGGGACAUGA